Messenger RNA from Penicilliopsis zonata CBS 506.65, 1348 nucleotides. RefSeq lists its product as hypothetical. The record is from RefSeq and is a predicted model, not a curated record. The transcript has 9 exons. Bases 89 to 1177 code for a protein of 362 amino acids. Lineage: Eukaryota; Fungi; Ascomycota; Eurotiomycetes; Eurotiales; Aspergillaceae.
UCCCUCGUCAUUCUGCUGAAACGCUGCCUCGAGUCCGUCUGGCUCCGCCGCUCGGUCCAGUGCCAGCGUCUCCCCCAAGCUCGCCUUGAUGAGUGCGUCGACGUUUCCAGACGCCUCUGUUGCUCGUGAAUCACAGAGUUCUGACUUCGAGUUGACUAUUCGCCAGCAGCCCGUACGGGCCCGCGUGGCUGGAGGGAAGGAGAAAGAACGCAAACCUGUGGAUCCCCCACCGAUUGUUCAGCUCCGUGUGAGGGAGGAGAGUAGCUACCUCGCACAACAUUACCUCCAGAGCCCGUACUACUUCAUGUGCUGUAGCCUAUACGAUCCAACAGAAGACCAUCCAGUACCCGUGGCUCCUUCGACAGCAUUGGCAGGAACAUUAGUAUCGUCUCUUCAUCGACUGAAAGAUGUGGACAACAAUGAUGGCGGCUUCUUUGUCUUCGGGGAUCUUUCCGUGAAGAUCGAGGGGGAUUUUCGGUUGAAAUUCACCCUGUUUGAAAUGCGAAAUGAUUCCAGGGAUGUUGUCACGUACCUCAAGUCCAUCAUCUCCGAACGAUUUACAGUCUUGCCACCGAAAAGUUUUCCAGGCAUGGCUGAGUCGACAUUCUUGUCCAGGUCGUUUGCAGACCAGGGUGUCAAGCUAAGAAUCCGGAAGGAGCCGCGGACCAUGCUGAAACGGACGAACCCCCGGCCUGAAGAGUUUCAUGCCCCGAUUCCCUCGCGUUCCCCAGAUCGGACAUCGGUGCAGAUUCAAGGUUCUCCCUAUAGCGGCUAUCCUCCGACCAGUCGCGACUAUGGCUACUACAGCGCCCCUGUAAAGCGUCAGCGCACGUCGGAGGAGUAUCCUACCCGGGGCAUGUACGACGCGGAGGGUCGGAUUACACGCCCAAUGGAUGCGUACUCGCAAGCUGCCACCAUGUACCCGGGUCAACCAGGGACAUAUCAGACCCCAAUCAUGCAAGGCUACCCUACGGGGCAUGCUGGGGUUCCAGACUAUGCGAUGUCCUACGGCAUCCCCGCGUCCGCGCAAAUCCCUUCCAUGGGGGAUCCGGGAGCGCAGAGUCGAUCCGCCCAGCAAGCCACAAUGCAACCCAUGGUCCCCGGCCAGCCUGUGAAUCAGCAGGCGACUCCUGUAUGGAACCCGAAUCAUUCAAUAAGGCCUCGAGACAAAAGCUAAAGACUUGGGGUAAUUUUUUUUGUUUCCUGUGAAUAGACUGCGGACCAAACUUUGAUGCAAGGAUAUCCUCGGCCACAAUACCAAGCAAGCUCGACCGUCCUCCCCCCCCUUCAGCAGCAGCGUGGCCGUCCCUAUUCCCAAGGAAGUAACGGUACGGCCACUCGCCCGUAC